AUGAAGCUCAAGCAUACAUUGGCAGCUAUUGCUGCGGCAGCGACACAAGUUCAAUGUGCCCCUACCUCACCUUCGCCGAGCAUUUUGAUCUUCACUAAAACCGCUGGGUAUCGCCACGACAGCAUUCCUAAUGCCAUCGAGCUUGUCACCUCGAUCGCCGAUAAGAACGGAUGGCCCGUUACGGCAACAGAGGACUCCUCAAUCUUCACUACUCCUGGAGGACUAAGCAAUUACACCACUUUGGCAUUCCUCCACACUACAGGAGACUUUUUAGUAGAGGCCGAGUUUGAUGGCCUGUACCAAUUCCUAGUCAACGGUGGCUCUUGGCUGGGUAUCCACUCAGCGGCGGACUUUUGGAAUGCUACGCCUCCCUGGUAUACGACUUUGGUCGGAUCUCAGUUUGAGUUCCAUCCUUGCUCUCCGGAUUGGACGUGCACUGAAGCGCAGAAAGAGCGCUAUCCUCCAGGCGGAAACAUUCGAAAUGAUAUUAUAACCAUCCAAGACCCCAAUCAUCCUUCUACUGUCGGUCUUCCCACGAGUCACAACCGAACAGACGAGUGGUACUCCUACAGGGACAACGUUGGCCUGUCAUCAAACUACACCGUUCUCGCUACCUUGAACGAAACUUACAUUGACGACAUCACCCCCGCCUAUCUAAGCAUGAAACCUACUCAUCCAAUCUCGUGGUACCACGUAUUCGAAGGGAAGGCCAGAGCGUGGUACACAGGCCAAGGUCAUACUGUCGAGACCUACAGCGAGGAAUAUUUCAUCCAACACGUCACUGGAGGGCUAGAAUGGGUUGUUGGUGCAAGGGGGUGA
Molecule: messenger RNA, 819 nt
Organism: Diaporthe amygdali
Lineage: Eukaryota; Fungi; Ascomycota; Sordariomycetes; Diaporthales; Diaporthaceae
Exons: 6
Coding region: 1-819 (272 amino acids)
Source: RefSeq, a predicted model, not a curated record